Messenger RNA from Spinacia oleracea (spinach), 1449 nucleotides. RefSeq lists its product as uncharacterized. The record is from RefSeq and is a predicted model, not a curated record. The transcript is spliced from 8 exons. Lineage: Eukaryota; Viridiplantae; Streptophyta; Magnoliopsida; Caryophyllales; Amaranthaceae. The coding region runs from base 1 to 1449 and encodes 482 amino acids.
AUGACGGACUUGGAAUGGGAGGCUUUUGUUGCACAAAAAACAACUCUAGAUGCAGUGGCAAAGCGCCAAAAGUGUUCAAAUUAUGCAAAGAAGAAAAAACAUACUCAUCGGCUAGGUCCCGAGACUUAUGAAGAAAAGAGGAAGAGAUGGAAAGAAAAAGGAUUAUACCCCAACGGUGGCAACACCCGUGCCAAUGAUUGGUGGUGUUCGAUGCAUAGUCUCGACAAAAAUGGGAAAUAUGUAAUUGUUAAUCCCGAAACAAAAGAGGCUUGUGAUAAACUAGUUGAAUAUCAACAAGCAUGUGCCGAAGGCAAGGUUUCUUCAGUUUUAAACAAGGAUCCCUUGUACAUGACUCUUGGACCUGACCCUUCCGGGCAUCCAAGAGGUUUCGGAGGGGUACGUGUUGGCUUGAAAAAGGCGUAUGGUGAAGAAUAUCGCAAGCCCACCAACUCAAACUUCAGUGCAUCUUCAACAGCUUCAGAUACAGCUUCGAUGAGAGAAGAACUGAAGAAGGAGAUAACUGAGGCAAUCCUACAACAGAUGGGCCUACAAAGCUUGGAGUUGCCCCGCCGUAGCCCUUUGGAUUCAUCAAGCCAACCAAUUCUUGACCUUCAACCACCUAAUGAAGGUCAAGAACCUACUGGAUUUCAACCACCUGCUAGAGUUCAGCCGUCUACUGGAGUUCAACCAAUGCUUGAAGUUCAACCAAUGCUUGGAGUUCAACCAAUGCUUGAAUUAAAGGAGGAGACGCCUUGCGAACUACUACACCCGGGACAAUCAAAUGGUGAUAAAUUGUAUGUGGUGGCCGAUGCGAAUGCACAACCACAAAGUGACCGACCACUAGUCCACUUCAAGCAAGUCCCGAGUGGUUAUUAUGCGGUCAGCCCAUACAAUGUUCAUGAAGACUAUUUGGAUUGGAUACUUCCGGUGCCCAACAAUUUCCUCCAUACUUUGGCCGAUGCCUCCGGUUCUUAUGUACUAUGGCCAUUUGCAUGGGUGAAGUUUUCAGACGAGAUCAUCAAGAAACUAAAAGCGCCACCAAUGAAAGCUAAACAAAAGAAACCACCAACUCAAGCUAGCAAAGAUGGUCAACGAUCAAUGGAGUUGAUUGCAAAAGGAAGUUCACAAGGCAAGAGUCAAAACUCCAAACUUAAAUCAUCGAAAGGUCCAGUUUCUCAUGCAAAUUUACUUGUGGAAUCAAAUGUUUUUGACUCUCUUAGUAAGCCGUGCAAAUGGUUGCAUAGUCUUGUUAGUGAGUUACCGGAUGGUAAUGCUAUUGGAGUUCAGAUGGACAUGUCUCUUCAGUUCGAUGAUUUUAGUUCGGAUAGUCAUAUUGGGUGGUCGGAUCCACAAUCAAUAAGUGGUGCUAGUUUCAUGAACAAUCGAGCCGAAAGUGUUGAUGAAAAUGAAUGUCAAAAAAAGCGCACUUCCUCAAUGGAAAUCAGUUAA